Cladophialophora psammophila CBS 110553 is the source of this 1827-nucleotide messenger RNA. Its product is annotated as NADPH oxidase. Gene Ontology annotation, cellular component: plasma membrane; NADPH oxidase complex. Bases 1 to 1827 code for a protein of 608 amino acids. The transcript is spliced from 2 exons. Gene Ontology annotation, biological process: superoxide anion generation; defense response. Gene Ontology annotation, molecular function: superoxide-generating NAD(P)H oxidase activity. The record is from RefSeq and is a predicted model, not a curated record. Lineage: Eukaryota; Fungi; Ascomycota; Eurotiomycetes; Chaetothyriales; Herpotrichiellaceae.
AUGAACAACUCGACGCCGCCACCCUAUCCUUCCUACUUCGACAAGCCGCUCGGACGGUCCAAUACUACGACGCAUAAUAAUGCUCCAAUGUAUUACAUCGAGAAGCCGUUGGCCAGGUCAAACACAUCGUCGACAUUUUCCUCGAUGACGGAACGAACAAGAUCAACUCCUCUGUCGAGGAUGUUGCUGUCCGGGGAAGUGAGCGGCGAGGCACCCCGAGACCUGAACAUGAGAGAGAAGUUGGAGAGGUGGAUGGUCAACGAGGGCUCGAGGCGGAUAGUGGUGGCAGUGUUCGUGCUGGUACACGGACUGGUCUUCGCCUUCGGGUUCAUGAACUACCAACUGAAGGACAACCUGACGGGAGCGCGGGCGACAUUUGGCAUCACAUAUCCCAUUGCGCGGUCAGCCGCACUGGUCCUACACUUCGACGUUGCUUUGAUCCUCUUCCCUGUCUGUCGGACGUUGAUAUCGUUACUCCGCCAAACGCCUCUCAACAGCAUCGUCCCAUUCGAUAAGAACCUCACCUUCCACAAACUUGUCGCCUACUCUAUCGUCUUCUUUACCUGGGUCCACACCAUUGCGCAUUGGAACAACUUCGCCCAGCUGGCCGCCAAACAGAAGCUGGGCUUUGUCGGCUUCUUGGAGGCCAACUUUCUGACUGGCCCGGGCUGGUCUGGCUAUGUCAUGCUCUUUGCCUUGAUGGCAAUGGUUUUCACUUCAAUUGAGAAGCCCCGACGAGCCAAUUUUGAGCGGUUCUGGUCUGUCCACCACCUGUUUAUUGUGUUUUUCGUCUUCUGGUCCGUCCAUGGCGCCUUCUGCAUGAUCAAGGCCGACACUGCUCCUUUCUGCUUCGGUACAGGUGUAUUCUGGGAAUACUGGAUGUACGGAGGCUUCGCAUACCUCAUGGAGAGAGUUCUCCGAGAAAUCCGCGGGCGACACAAGACCUACGUGACCAAGGUCAUCCAACACCCCAGCAACGUCGUGGAGAUUCAGAUGCACAAGGAGAAGACGAAGACACGUGCAGGCCAGUAUAUCUUCCUCUGCUGUCCCGAGGUCUCUAUCUGGCAGUACCAUCCUUUCACCCUGACAUCGGCGCCGGAAGAAGAUUAUAUCUCUGUCCAUGUGCGAAUGGUGGGCAACUUCACCAAAGCUCUCGGAAAAGCACUCGGCUGCCAGGAGGGCAAGGGUCGAGGUGACAAUAAAGGUGACGGCGCGAAAAAGCUACGCUCCGAAGUUGUCUCCAUGGCUCCGGGAGGUCUGACAAAGCUCCUCCCGCGCAUCUACGUUGAUGGCCCCUUCGGAUCCGCCUCCGAGGAUGUGUUCAAAUUCGAAACGGCAGUACUAGUCGGUGCGGGUAUUGGAGUCACACCGUUCGCCAGUAUCCUCAAGUCUAUCUGGUACCGUAUGAGCCAAGGUGGCGGCGGUCAAUCGCGGCUAAGAAAGGUCUACUUCUUCUGGAUUUGCCGGGACUUCGGUUCUCUGGAAUGGUUCAAGAGUCUGCUCACCGCUAUUGAAGCCCAAGAUAAGCAACACGCCAUCGAGAUCCACGCUUACCUUACUGCCAAGAUCUCCGCUGCGGACGCCAACAACAUCAUGCUUAACAGCAGCGACACCGAUGCCAUCACAGGAUUGCGCACUCCGACGAACUUCGGCCGCCCCAACUGGGACAUGGUCUUCCGGGCGAUUCGCAAACUCCACUCUCCCGGCGAGGCGGGUGUGUUCUUCUGCGGGCCCAAAGGCUUGGGGUCGCAGUUACACAUACUGUGUAACAUGUAUAGCGAGGGUGACAAGGGCUUCAGCUUUGUAUGGGGCAAGGAGAACUUCUAA